This is a messenger RNA of Parathielavia appendiculata, 243 nucleotides long. RefSeq lists its product as uncharacterized. The transcript is spliced from 2 exons. NCBI's taxonomy places the organism in Eukaryota, Fungi, Ascomycota, Sordariomycetes, Sordariales, Chaetomiaceae. The record is from RefSeq and is a predicted model, not a curated record. The coding region runs from base 1 to 243 and encodes 80 amino acids.
AUGCCCAUCACCGUGAAGGCUUGCGGCGUCUGCAUGACCGACGUCAAGGCCAAACUCAGGGAAAUGGGCAUCCCCUACACCGAGUCCGGCAACAAGAUUAUCGUCAACAUCUCGAGCCCCUCCAGGUGGACGGCGACUUCGCUCAAGGCUCAGUGCUGGCGAGGCCUCAAGUUUUCGUACCAUGAAGCUGAGACCAAGGGCAACGUCAUUUCCUGCACCCGCGCGGGCAAGACUGGCAUGUGA